AUGAUCAAAGGGUUGCUUUGGUACCAAGGGGAGAGCGACACGUCUAAGCAGUAUGAUGCGGACGCGUACCGUGGGAACAUGACGAAGCUUAUUGAGAAUGUGCGCGAGGGUCUUGGUUUGCCUUCGCUUCCAAUUAUCCAGGUUCGUGAGCUGACUAGUUUUAACUGUUUUGUCCGGAGACAACAAGUAUAUGGAGAAAGUGAGGGAGGACCAAUUGGGAAUGGAAAUCCCAAAUGUUUGUGUGUGUUGAUUGAUGCUAAGGGAUUGGAGCUCAAAGAUGAUCAUCUGCACCUCACCUCCAAGUCCCAGGUUCAGCUGGGGCCCAUGUUGGCUGAUGCAUACCUCCAGCGUUUUGGACCCUCAGAACCCGAUUCUCAUGCUGCCAUUUGA
Messenger RNA from Malus domestica (apple), 390 nucleotides. Its product is annotated as probable carbohydrate esterase At4g34215. Lineage: Eukaryota; Viridiplantae; Streptophyta; Magnoliopsida; Rosales; Rosaceae. The record is from RefSeq and is a predicted model, not a curated record.